Hippocampus zosterae (dwarf seahorse) is the source of this 5047-nucleotide messenger RNA. It is a transcript of the gene fam91a1, whose product is annotated as family with sequence similarity 91 member A1. Gene Ontology annotation, biological process: intracellular protein transport. The coding region runs from base 267 to 2765 and encodes 832 amino acids. NCBI's taxonomy places the organism in Eukaryota, Metazoa, Chordata, Actinopteri, Syngnathiformes, Syngnathidae. The record is from RefSeq and is a predicted model, not a curated record. The transcript has 23 exons. Gene Ontology annotation, cellular component: trans-Golgi network; cytoplasmic vesicle.
GUGACACCUCCCGCCGUUGGAACUACAACAAGGAAGUGGACAUACACUGAUUGCCUGCCGACAGGACGGAGACUCAAGACAAGGCUAAACGACACUCCGCGAACCGGACGUCGCUUCGAUCAGUUGUCGGUUACCGGCGAGGAGGCGACAGUGGCUUGGACGACUGUGCGGGGCGGGUAUCACUGGUGGUCACUGGUCACCGUGGACCAGCGUCUCAUCGUCCCAGGGGCUUCUAGCCAGCCAGCUCGCUAGCUAACUAGCUUGCCAUGAACACGGACGUGGAAUUCCACAUCAGGCAGAAUUAUCCGUGGAAUAAGCUGCCGGCUAAUGUCAAACAGAGCUUAGGCAACUCUCAGCGUGAGUACGAGAAACAUGUCUUGCUGUACAGCAUCCGCAACCAGCUGCGAUUCCGCAAUAACUUAGUCCGCCACGUGCGCAAGGACGAGCGCAAGUACUAUGAGGAGCUGCUCAAGUACAGCCGCGAGCACCUGAUGCUGUACCCUUACCACCUGUCGGACAUUGUUGUCAAGGGGCUGCGCGUCACUCCCUUCUCCUACUACGUGGGAAUCAUGGAGGAUAUCAUGAACAGCGAGAAGAGCUACGACUCCUUGCCCAACUUCACCGCCGCUGACUGUCUGAGGCUGCUUGGAAUCGGAAGAAACCAGUACAUCGACCUGAUGAACCAGUGCCGCUCGUCCAAAAAAUUCUUCCGACGGAAAUCGGCGCGGGAUCUUCUCCCAUCCAAACCGGUGGAGAUCUCCGUGGAGCCGUGGUGGGUGGCGCAGACGGGCUACAUCACCGAGGACGAUAUAAGGAUCUGCUCCACAGCGGAGAAGAAAGCCAUUGAUAAGAUGAUCGAUUCGGGGCCUCAGCUGGCUGGAUCGAUGGAGUACAACGUGGUGCUAAGUUUGUACAAUCGGGGCUUUAUUUACUUGGACGUUCCCAUAUCGGACGACAGCUGCAUCUCAGUGCCCCCGUUGGAGGGCUUUGUCAUGAACCGCGUCCAGGGUGACUACUUUGAAACGCUGCUGUACAAAAUCUUUGUGUCGAUCGACGAGCAGACCAACGUAGCGGAGCUGGCAACCGUUUUGGAGAUCGACUUGGACCUUGUGAAGAACGCCGUGUCCAUGUACUGCCGUUUGGGCUUCGCUUUGAAGAAAGGUCAGGUGAUCAGCUCCGAGCAGCUGCACACUACCUGGAAGAACGCGCCCUCCCUCAAUAGGCUCAAAAGCACUAUGGACCCUCAGAAGAUGCUGCUGUCCUGGGAGCAAGGCAGCCCCAUCAUGGAGGGAGGAUCCUCGGCCACGGACACGGACACCACCAGUUUGGAGGACCAAGCAGACACGGGCAGCGUGAGCAGCCUGAGCAUCCCCGCGGCGCCCACCAAGCGGAUCGCCUUCCUGUUCGACUCCACCCUCACCGCCUUCCUCAUGAUGGGCAACCUGUCGCCCAACCUCAAGAGUCACGCCGUCACCAUGUUUGAAGUGGGCAAGCUUUCCGACGAGACGCUGGACAGCUUCCUGGCCGAGCUGGAGAAGGUGGAAAGCACAGCAGAGGGCGAGGCGCAGCGCUACUUUGACCACGCCCUCACCCUAAAGAACACCAUCCUCUUUCUGCGCUAUAACAAGGAACUCACUCAGGACCAGGGACCUGAUAUCCCAAAUAUAGGUUUCCCCCUGGACAUGCUGCGCUGCGAGAGCCUCCUGGGUUUGGACCAGGCCACCUGCAGCCGCGUGCUCAACAAGAACUACAAGCUGCUGGUCUCCAUGGCGCCGCUGAGCAACGAGAUCAGACCCAUCAGCAGCUGCACGCCUCAGCACAUCGGGCCCGCCAUCCCUGAAGUAAGCUCCAUCUGGUUCAAGCUCUACCUGUACCAUGUGACAGGGCAGGGCCCGCCCUCGCUGCUGCUCUCCAAAGGUUCCAGGCUGCGUAAGCUGCCCGACAUCUUCCAGGUCUAUGACAGGUUGCUGAUCACGUCCUGGGGCCACGAUCCUGGCGUGGUGCCCACGUCCAACGUGCUGGCCAUGCUCAACGACGCUCUCACGCACUCGGCCGUUCUUAUCCAGGGUCACGGCAUGCACGGCCACGGCGAAACUGUACACAUCCCGUUCCCCUUUGAUGAGGAGGACCUCAAGGGAGAGUUCUCCUACGCCAACAUGUGCGUUCACAAGGCGCUACGCAAACUGCGCGAGCACGUGGACCUGGAGCACCAGUGUGGCUACAUCACUAUGCUCAACGCCAACAACAGACACCGGCGCCGGCCCAGCGACACCAUCGAGUGCAGAGGAGACACUCACCUCGGAGGAGGCUUGGACACCAAUGGCAGCACCGAGUCCUUCGAAUUGGUGUCGGAAGAGAACAACGGAGACGGACGAGCCAAGACAGACACCCUCUCGUGCGAGGACGAGUGGGUUCCCCUGGAGCUGUGCUUCGGCAUGCCGCUCUUCAGCUCCGAGCUCAACCGCAAGGUGUGCCGCAAGAUCGCCGCCCACAAGCUAUGCGGCAGCGACAGCUUGCAAGAGCUGCUUCAUUCCAGCCGGAAGCUGUCCCUUAAGGUGCUGAGCUUCGUCCAGUCGUUUCAGGAUUGCGGUCCACCCUGCGAGCCGGACAGCGGGGUGACCAAUCCUCUCAGUCAGCCCCCGGCCGAAUCGGGCGUCCCUCUACCGGCCAUCAACCUCCUCUACAAGGACGGGCAGCUGCGGGAGUGGAGUGGGCGGGCCCCUCCUCUGGACAUCACAUCCCUGCAGCGCGACCAGUCCACGUAGAACCCCCCCCUCUCCAUCCACCCUUAAUUUUGCAUCCCGGCCCGGCAUUCAACAAGGGCCUUUUAGCUUCAGGAUCCCCACCAAAAACACGAGCGCUAGCACACCACCGGGCAAGAUAAGGCCAAAAAAAAAACAUAGUGUGUUUCAGGUAACAUGAAAUGUAAGCACAGGGUCGGUCGGUAGGACAAAAGUUUUUUUUUUUUUAAUCUUUUUUUUUUUUCAUCAAGAAUUUAAACAAAAUAACCAUAAAACAUUCUGUUUCAGAACUCAAAACCUGUCUAGUUACACGUAGACCCACCUGUCUUGGAGUUGUCUUCUGAAAUUCUUUGUUUUUCUCCUUUUCUGAACGCUCUGCUUUCAUCAUGACAUCGAAUACGUCUACACUUUGUUUUUGCCAUUGUUUCUUGUUUUUUUUUUCUAUACAUCUAAAUCGAAUCGAUCUUAGGUCAGGUAAAGUAUUUAAAACUUGAAACACUGACAUAUCCAUAUCAUAGAAUUCACCGUUGGCACAUUGACACUGUGCUAUUUUCACAUGGUUUAUAUUCGGCCCGUGGUGUUCAUCAAAUAGUUUGCUGAAUUUUUCGAGACAUCAAUGGAUGCUAUUUUCUUACCGAGCGUUGCGAGCGUGCGAUCAACACAGAAAACUCGGUUUAAACAUGCCGCCGCCAUGAUUCAAUGUUGUUGACAGACGACGGGGCAAACGAGAAUACUGUAUCGCGAGAGUUUGCACCGAUGUAAACCCUCUACACAAAAAUGUAGAGGGUUGUUUGGGGAAAAAAAAAACUACAACUUGACGGUCGGCAUUUUCGACGUAGAAAUUCUCGGUCGGUCGCGUUACCGGAAACACACUAUAUAUUUUUUUCUCCACCUAACACAUUUAGCUUGCCCUCCAACCCUUACCGCAGUUGAUGUUUAGUAGAACCCCCCCCUGUCCCCCGUCCCCCUUUUCAUGUGGUAUCAGUGUUCCAAAAGUCACCCCCAGCCCCAAGACCGACUGUAGUAUCAUGUUUAGUGAUGCGAUGCAUGAAAAUCCUUUCCUUUGAAGGGAGGUGUUAAUUGUUUGCACUGUGCAGUACUUACUGUGGAUCAAAAGUGGCUUCUUUUAUUUUCUUUCCUUUCAGUUUGAGAGCACCAAAGACUUUUUUUCUAAUUAUAAGACUUGUUUUGGUGUGUUUUUACAUUUUUGAUCCUUUUUUUCCCCCCAUUUUUAUUUUUACUUUAUUUCUUUGCGCCUUAUCACAAAGUCACAUUCCAACUUCCAUGGGUGAAACUGAUAUAAAUAGGGCAGUAGCAGAAAACCCUGACAGUUGCUAUCCAGUCUUGCCGAAUGCUGGCGCCUCCUCUGCAUCAGGUCCAGCUCAGAUAGCUGCCAGCUAGCAUUUCGUCUUGAUUGGGUCCGACUCUGAUAACUUCCUGCUGGGACCAUUUUGCCAUCAGGUUCAGUUCUGGUAUCUGAUUGCGCCUCUUGUAGUCCGGGGUCCAGCUCUGGUAGCCAACUGCUAGCAUCUCUUCCAGAUGGGAUCCAACUCUGGUAUAGCUAAAUGCUAGCACAAUUUCUGCACCAGCAAGAUCCUUGUUUAGAUUGGAUCCAGCUCCUCUUGCAUCUUUUCUGGACUGGGUCCAGCUCUGGUAGCUGCCGCUUAUAUUUUUUCUAGACGGUGUCUACUUUUAGUUGCCACCUGCUAGCAUCUCUUCUAUAUCAGGAAAGCACUUGCUAGCAUCUCUUCUAGAUGUGAAUCCAGUUCUGGUGGUUGACUCCUUGCGGCUUUUCUUGGUUGAGUCCAGCGCUGGCAGCCGUCUGCUAACACCCCGACUGGUCCGGGUCCUGCUCUGUGUCGCUGCCUACCAGUGUCUCAUCUUGAUAAGAUGGCUAGAUGGGUCCAGCGCUGGCAGCCGUCUGCUAGCACAUCUUCUCAAUCAUAUCCGGCGAGAGUAACCUCUCUUUUGCAUCCCAUUUGGAUCAGGUAGCUGCCUCAAUCAAGUCAAGCUGUGAUUGUGUAGAUGCCUGCUUGAGCUUCUUGAUUAGGUCCGGCUGUGAAAGUUGCCUUGUAGCAUCUCUUCAAGGUGGAAUUCAGCUGUUGUAGACCCCUGCUAGCGCAGCAUCUGGAUUGGUUAACCGUCUCCUGUUUCCCAUCUGAAUGGGUUUUCACCGCUGGGUGAGUUUAGACCACAUGUGUCUGAAAAGAUGGCAUUGUUUACUUUUGUUAGCAUUCGCAUAAUUUCUGUUGUGUUUCCGAAGAUUUCGACCUGUAUGUUUAGGUUUUUAUCAAUAAGCAAUGGGG